Molecule: messenger RNA, 1029 nt
Organism: Rhodotorula toruloides NP11
Lineage: Eukaryota; Fungi; Basidiomycota; Microbotryomycetes; Sporidiobolales; Sporidiobolaceae
Exons: 5
Coding region: 1-1029 (342 amino acids)
Source: RefSeq, a predicted model, not a curated record
AUGGACCAAUCAUCACCGAACCCUCCUCGAGAGCUACCGCGGUGGAUGCUGGCGGAGAUCUGGCUGUUGUGGCCGUUCCCACUCGGGUGGUUCUGGUUUCUGCUGAUCAUGCGCGGCCCGGAAACCGGCUUGCGGAGACUGGCGGUCAGGACGUUGGUCAACAUCGCUGGAUUCGUUCUCGAGGGCGUCAACGGUCUCAUCGUGGUCAUCGCGCUGGGCCAGCGGAUGUGGCGCACUUGCGGGAUGCGUCCGCACAGUCGAAGGCAACUUGCAGCAGCUUGGCGAUGCCAGCGACUCAAGCAAGUGCAGUCCGCACUCCUCGACGUCGCGGCAAAAAGCUCUAUCGACCUUGCAUCGUCCUCCGCCGCUCUCGCUGCGGCUGAGGCCAACGUCGACCUAAUCAGCGGGCAGCACAUCAAACUCGCGUCGACCUACCUGGGAACGCUCUCGGCUGCACAGGCGAGGGCUGAAGCGGGCCUACACGCCCUCUUUCAGCUUGUCCGGUUGUGGCGCGACGUCUUGAGCCUUCCCGCACCGAAGCUGCACUGUUCUAUGCGCGGAAAAGUACAGGAUAGCUCGAGGCGAGUCGAGUGGGAUGGUUCCGCAAUCGUCCUUCGCGCCCACUUCUACGGCGGACCGUCGUUCAUCUUCGUCAUAAACGCCAUGCUCCCUGGUGGCACUGUGCGGUAUAUCCUCCAAGAAGCACGCCGCUUCGAGAAGGCCGGUCGCCUGACGCCGUACGACGACCAAGUCGACCGCCUCGUCCGCGCCGUCCAGCACCUCGCAGCAACCGAGUUCUCCCGCUUCGAAUUCGACAAGCUCGCUAUCGCCGUCUACGACUUGCACAACGCCGAAGCCAAACACGCGCGAGGCGAAGCCGCGUUGCACGAUGCCAUCCUCUCGACGAUCCUCCUCCACCGCGAACUCGAGCGCAGGACGGUCGAGCUGCGCCACGCCUUCUUCGACUUUGACCGCGGAUGCGAGCACGACGUCGAGCUUGGUGCUGGCUCGUUGCGCCGCUCAGCUUGA